AUGAAAAAUGAUUUAGUCAACUCAUGGCUUGAAGAAGAUUAUAGAGAGAACGAAAACCUAAUAAAUAUGAAGGCUAUAUCCAUUAGUAUUCCUGAAUCUCCUCAUAUCAAUAAAAUUCUUAUUCCAGAGUUUGAAAUUGGUGGAAAAACAAAAACAGGCAAAAGAUUGAAUACUAUAUCUACUCCUACAAUUCCACAAGAUCAAAUAAAUCUACUCAUAAAUCUUAAAUCAGAAAAUGAACAACUUUUAAUGCAAAUCAAAGAAAUAUCCAAGAAAAUUGACAAAAUAAUUCCUAAAAAUAACGAACUAAAAGAUGCAAUAUAUAAUACAAAGAAAAAUCUGAAAGCUAUUCUUAGCGCAACAGAUGAAAAAGAAAAGUUACACUUAAUUAAGAUGGAGAAUGAGAGGAAACUUGAAGCCCAAGCCCAAAAAGAAAAGAAUAGAAGUAAAAACGCUCAAACUGCAAUCUUUGAGAAAAUGAUUAAGCUCAAAGCCGAAUCAGAGCGACUUACACAGCAAGAAAUUGCUCUAGAAGAAGAGGCUAAAAAGUUUAAGAAAGCAAAAACAGAAGAACGCGCAAUACUUAAGCGAAAAAUUCAACUUGCCAAACAAUUAAAUGAUGUCUUAACUCAAAAGAGAUCUGAGAUCGAGAAAUCAAUGAUAACUCCCCACUAA
Messenger RNA from Trichomonas vaginalis G3, 675 nucleotides. RefSeq lists its product as uncharacterized. The record is from RefSeq and is a predicted model, not a curated record. Bases 1 to 675 code for a protein of 224 amino acids. Lineage: Eukaryota; Parabasalia; Trichomonadida; Trichomonadidae. The transcript has a single exon.